AUGCCGUUCUUUCGCCAGUCCAAGUCCCAGCCUCGGUGGCCUGGGGUCGCGGUGGCAGCCCUCCUCACGGCGAGCUCCUUCGCCGACGCCUACGUCCUCCCGCGCUACAUCAAGCCAUCUCAGUUGCUGGAUAGCUACGACUAUGUCAUUGUGGGAGGUGGAACCGCGGGUCUGACGGUGGCAGACCGCCUGACCGAGGACCCGAAGACCAACGUCUUGGUCCUCGAGGCCGGUAACUGGGGCAACAUGUCCGACAACCUCAUGGUCUACGUUGCUGGCAGAUCCGGAAGCUUCACCGACCCCAUGUGGCCCGGCCUCCAGUCUGUGCCGCAGCCCAACUUGAACGGGAGGCCCGGCAACGUCCUCGUUGCCAAGCAGGUCGGAGGCGGCUCUUCCGUGAACGCCAUGAUGAACAUGCGUGGCUCUGUCGAGGACUACGACCGCUGGGCUGCCCUGUUCGGAUCCGAGGCUCAGAAGGGCACUGCCGACUGGAGCUGGGAUGGCAUCUUGCCGUUCUUCAAGAAGGGCCUCCACUUCACUGAGCCCCCUCCCGAGCUCACCGACAACUUCGACAGCGUCAAGUACGACGCCUCCUACUGGGGCGACUCCUCGGAGAUCUAUGCCGGUUGGCCCCGGUUCUACUACCCCGGCGUGACCCCGCUGGUGGAGGCCUUCAAGGAGAUCGAGGGCGUCGAGUUCCCACCCGACAGCGGUGCCGGACAGCCGGGCGUCUUCUGGUUCCCCACGCUCAUGGAUCCCCGUUCCGUCACGCGCUCCUACGCCGGCAGCGGUCACUACCUCAACGUCAACGCGACCCGCCCCAACUACCACCUCUUGGUCGACACCCAGGUCCGCAGGCUGGUGGUGGACGACGCGCUCUGCGCCAAGGGUGUCGAGGUCCCCGUGGGCAACAGCACCCUGGUCACCGUCAAGGCCAAGAAGGAGGUCCUCCUCGCCGCCGGCGCCGUCCACACCCCCCACCUCCUGCAGCUGAGCGGCAUCGGGCCCAAGAAGCUCCUCGAGGCCGGAGGCAUCGACGUGCGUGUCGACCUGCCCGGCGUUGGCCAGAACUUCCAGGACCACAGCAACCUUUCCGGGGUGAACAUCACACUCACUAAGCUCGCGUCGAUUCACCCCAACCCGCGGGAUCUGGUUGAAGGAAGCGAAUUCCAGGCCUGGGCCGAAGAAGUGUGGCAGGCUAACAAGACUGGCCCGUACUCCCUCGCCUUCACCAACCUUGCCGGCUGGCUCCCCUUCACCACCAUCACGGACAGGGCCGACGAGAUCGCCACGAAGCUGGAGCAGCAAGACUUCGCCAGCCUGCUGCCGGCCGACACCGACGCCACCGUGCUCGCCGGCUUCGAGGCGCAGAUGAAGAUCCUGGCCGCCCAGCUGCGCUCCAAGAACACGGCCUUCACCCGCUUCCAGCUGGUCCCGGACCACGGCUCCCAGGGCCCCGUGGCGAUGCAGUCCUUCAGCCGCGGCUCCAUCAACAUCAACACGGCCGACCCCUGGAACACGGAGCCCGUCAUCGACUACCGCGCCCUGACCAACCCCGUCGAGGCCGACUUCUACGUCGAGUCCAUCCGCUUCCUCCGCCGCUACAACUUCGAGACCUCCCUGGCCGCCGAGUUCGACCCGGUCGAGUACGUCCCCGGCCCCAACGUCACCUCGGACGCCGACCUCAAGGCCUACAUCGCCGGCGCCCUGUCGCCCACCGACUACCACCCCGUCGGCACCGCCUCCAUGCUGCCGCUCGAGCUGGGCGGCGUCGUCGACCAGACCCUGCGCGUCUACGGCGUCAAGAACCUGAGAGUCGUCGACGCCAGCGUCAUGCCCAUGGUUCCCGGCGCCAACACGUGCCAGCCUACCUACGCCCUGGCCGAGAAGGCCGCGGAGAUCAUCAAGCAAGGCAUCUAA
Molecule: messenger RNA, 1920 nt
Organism: Colletotrichum higginsianum IMI 349063
Lineage: Eukaryota; Fungi; Ascomycota; Sordariomycetes; Glomerellales; Glomerellaceae
Product: Choline dehydrogenase
Exons: 5
Coding region: 1-1920 (639 amino acids)
Biological process (GO): secondary metabolite biosynthetic process
Molecular function (GO): oxidoreductase activity, acting on CH-OH group of donors; flavin adenine dinucleotide binding
Source: RefSeq, a predicted model, not a curated record